CCGCCGGCGCCGGCCCGCGGGAAGGGCACCUCGUCCCGCUCCGCCGCGCGCCGCGGCUUUGCCCCGUCCGGAGCCCUGAGUCCCGCAAUGCGGCGCCUGUGACGAGGGCUGCUCGGGCGUCGGGCGCCGGCGGCUUUGGAUGGGAUCGGCGGCUCGCCCGAGGACGCGGCUGGGGACGGCGAGCGGUGCAGGGGAGCGGGCGGGUGCAGCCGGGUUUGCAGCAAGGCCUGGUCCUGCUGUGCGCGUCCGCUGUCCGGAUCCAGGACUGUUGCUCGCCCCGUUCCCUGCAGCGCUUUGCUCCGUCGGAUGGGAGGCCGCGGUGGGAUAAAGCCAAGCAUCCUUCCGCCUGCUCCGAGGAGGCGUUUGCGUCCCCCUUCCCACACCAAGCUCCACUGACCCCUUCGCUCGCUCCCGGUCCUGCCUCCGGCUCUAAGGAUGCACCAGCUUCUCCUGCUGGGCUCCCUCUGGCUCCUGGGGGCACCCUCAGCCUCGAGCAUCUACCAGCGGCCGACGGGGAGCCCAGCCGCCCCGCGCCUGCAGUACCUGCUGGAGCCCCUGCACGCCGUGGUGCACACGCAGCGCGGCGCCACGGUCACCCUGCCCUGCGUCCUGCGCGCCCUGCCCCGCAACUACCGGGUGAAAUGGAGCAAGGUGGAGCCGGCCAACUACCUGGAGAGCGUCAUCAUCAUCACCAACGGGCUCUCGCACAAGAACUACGGGCCGCUGAGCCCCCGGGUGAGCCUGCGGCACAGCCACCGCUACGACGCCUCGCUCACCAUCGCCAACGUGGCCUUGGAGGACGAGGGACGCUACCGCUGCCAGCUGGUCAACGGGCUGGAGGACGAGAGCGUCUCGCUCACUCUGCACCUCGAGGGUGUUGUCUUCCCCUACCAGACCAGCAACGGGCGCUACAAGUUCAACUACCACGAAGCCAAGCGAGCGUGUGAGCAGCAGGACUCGCGGCUGGCCACCUACCAGCAGCUCUACCAAGCCUGGACCGAGGGCCUGGACUGGUGCAACGCGGGCUGGGUCCUCGACGGCACCGUCCACUACCCCAUCAUCAACGCGCGCGAGCCCUGCGGCGGCCGCCUCCUGCUCCCGGGCGUCCGCACCUACAGCGCCAGGGACAAGCAGAGAGACCGAUUCGACGCCUUCUGCUUCACCUCUGCUGUCAACGGCCAGGUCUACUUCAUCCGCGGCCACCUGAACUUCAAGGAAGCCGGCCAGGCGUGCCGCAACCACGGGGCCGCCCUGGCCAAAGUGGGGCAGCUCUACUCCGCCUGGAAGUUUUCCCGGCUGGACCGCUGCGACGGGGGCUGGCUGGCGGACGGCAGCGUGCGGUACCCCAUCGCCACCCCCCGCGAGCGCUGCGGGGGGCUGCCGGACCCGGGUGUCCGCAGCUUCGGCUUCCCCAACAAGGAACUGAGGACGUACGGCACGUACUGCUUCGCGGGGCGAUAGGAGCACCGGGCAGCGAGGUGGGCUGAGCCCGCGGCGGGAGGUGGGGGGGGGGGGCAUUGUUUUGGGCCUGUUUCAGGUGGUUUGUGCAUCCUCCCCCGGAGCGGCUCCCCGCGCCCCCCUGCCUGCUUCGGCCGCUCUCGGCGGGUGCUUGGGGCUCGCGGGAGAAGCGGGAUGCUCUGCCGGGCCGGGAGGAGGGUCCGAUGCAGCCCACCAGCGGGCAGCGCCGGGUCCCCGCUCCCUCCCAGCCCGGUGCAUCCUUUGCCCCAUCCUCGCUCCCCGUGGCCGCGAAGGCUCCGGCUGCCGCAAAUACGCCGGAGAGCCGGGCAUUAACGAGCGUGACUAAUGGAGUUUCGCCUUCUCAAUUAAUAAAGCGAUGGC
Messenger RNA from Rhea pennata, 1839 nucleotides. It is a transcript of the gene HAPLN2, whose product is annotated as hyaluronan and proteoglycan link protein 2. Bases 436 to 1461 code for a protein of 341 amino acids. Gene Ontology annotation, cellular component: synapse; perineuronal net. The transcript is spliced from 5 exons. Gene Ontology annotation, biological process: glial cell differentiation; cell adhesion; skeletal system development. Gene Ontology annotation, molecular function: hyaluronic acid binding. Lineage: Eukaryota; Metazoa; Chordata; Aves; Rheiformes; Rheidae. The record is from RefSeq and is a predicted model, not a curated record.